Messenger RNA from Diprion similis, 4377 nucleotides. RefSeq names its product neurogenic protein mastermind-like (gene mam). Gene Ontology annotation, biological process: Notch signaling pathway; positive regulation of transcription by RNA polymerase II. The coding region runs from base 190 to 3672 and encodes 1160 amino acids. Gene Ontology annotation, molecular function: transcription coactivator activity. Lineage: Eukaryota; Metazoa; Arthropoda; Insecta; Hymenoptera; Diprionidae. The record is from RefSeq and is a predicted model, not a curated record. Gene Ontology annotation, cellular component: nuclear speck. The transcript has 8 exons.
CAGUCGUAGUGGAAGUAGAAGUCGAAGCGGCGGCGGUUCGCCCGUCGAAAGACGGCUCGCGGCGCAAGGGGAGGAUGCGAGGGGGGAUUAUCGCGGUGGCGGAGGAGACACCCCGUCGCGGCGCCAGGGCGACGAGGAGCAGAGGCUCUCAUUGAGCUGGCGUACCCUGCUCUGGACCUAGGGGGCUGUAUGGAGGCAGGGGGGCUCCUGCCCCGGCAGCCCCCGCAAGGCCCCCCCUCAGGGCCAGCCUCGGCCUGCGUGGGCGCGUCCCAGCAGAGCGUGCAGCACCAGAAUAACAAUAACAACAACAAUAACAGCAACAUAAACAACAACAACAACAACGGCGUCGCCGUGCAACCCGGUGGGUUGAACGCGAACCAAUUGAUCGCCCAGAAUCAACUACAACAAUUACAAAUGGGACAGGCACCGGGGAUGGAGGAGGCCUCUACCCCUAAGAGGCAGGCCGUGUUCGACAGGCUGAGGAGGAGGAUCGAGAGCUAUAGGAGGCGGCAGACAGACUGCAUACCCAGGUUCGAUCAGAGUUUCAAUGGGCUCGUUGAACAAAAUAGUCAGGACACUCAGGUGCUCAAGCAACGAUUUCUCGAGAGCAAGGCCAAACGGCAGGCAAAGAAGACUGACAAGAAGCAAAACGACCCCAUCGGACUCGCCAGCGUUCACGUGGUACGUACGUGCGCCGAUGUGGGUUCCUACUUGACGAACGGCCGUCUGGGUAACCAGCAGAAAUUCCUGAAGCGGACCGCGGAGGAGUUGGAGCCACCGGGUGGAGGCAGCGGGGACGGCGGCUUCGGGGAACCCCCGUCGAAACUGCAAUGCACGCAGGCGCAGCAUCAGCAGCAGGCUCCCGGAAGUGGGGGUGGCGGCGGUGGCGGGGGUGGUGGGGGCGGUCCGCACCACGGUCACGGCGCGAAUUCCUCGGGCCCCCAACAGCAGCAGCAGCAGCAGCAACAGCAGCAGCAACAGCAGCAGCAACAGCAACAGCAACAGGGUGGAAACGAGGGUCUGACCAAGUUCUCGGUGGAGAUUGUUCAGCAGCUGGAGUUCACAACUUCGGCGGCGAACUCCCAGCCCCAGCAGAUAUCCACGAACGUAACCGUGAAAGCGCUGACGAACGCCUCGGUGAAGAGCGACCGCGUAAACUCAACCGCCUCGCCGAAAUCGGGGCCGGAUCCACCGGCUUCUGGUGGACCGCGGGCCCCAACGGGGGGUGGAAUCGGCUGCGUAGACCUGGGGAACCUCGUCGAGUGCAAGCAGGAGCCGGACAACGAGUUCGUGGACCUCGAACAGUGCGCGGCCGCCCUGGAGAAGGACGCGGCGGCAAACGGCGCCGGAUUCCCCGGCUUCUCGGACUUUAUCGGCGACGAUACCGGCGACGAGAUCAUAACGUCGGACGCGUUCAAGGACCUCAUAUCGGAGAUAUCCGACUUUCAUCCCGAGUUCAUGAAGGACUUUGACUUCGAGGAUAAGUGCGUCGACAACCUCGCGAGCAACGCUCUGCCAACCAACGUGACGAACAACGGUCAGAUAAAGGUCGAGGACGACAAGGAGGCCGUUCACCAGCACAACAACAACAACAGUAACAGCAACAACAACAACGGGACCACCCUUCCCUCGAACUCGAGCCCUGGGGCCCUCGGCUCGGCCCAAUACUCCCCGGCUAGACUCGCCUACUCCGGUCUCGACUUCAAGUCCGAGAUGAGCCCCGCUGCUCAGACCCUGAAGCAGAUGGCUGAGCAGCAUCAGCACAAGAAUCAGCAUCUCGGUCUCGCCGGUUUUAAUCCUGCAGCAGCGGCGGCUCGGGGACCGGCUGCGAGGUCGCCCUAUGCCGAGUUCCCUCAGUUUGGCGGGGCCUCCGAUUACCUUGGUAGUCCCGGCAGCAACGGGCCACCAGGAAGUCAGGCACAGACCGCGCAGACGGCGGGGGCCUAUCACAAGUCGAGCAAUUCGGCAAACUUCCAGGGGCAACAGACUAGCGAUAUUUUUACCGCCCAGUCCCAGUUCUCCACACUCGGCGAUAUCAAGCGGGCCCAAAAUUCCGGAGGUAAACCCUCGAUGAUGGGACCCGCCGCUGGGUACAAGCAACAGUAUUCGCCCUACGGAAGCCCCGGGUCUAUGCCCAAUCACGGCAGUCCCGGGUACCCUCUACCCCCCAGAGGAUCUCAGGCCGGUGGCGGGCCCAGUCAGUCCGGAUCUCAAGGACCCUUCACCAGCUCAACUCCACCCAGGCCUCCCUCCGGACCUGGCACUUCCACGCUGCAGAUCAACCAGGCCCAGCAGCUACACAUCAGCAACCCUGGGCACCAGAUACAGGUGUCUGCAGGCCAGCACAUGCAGCUCACCGGUGACCUGAAACCCGGUGUGUCCGUAGCGGCACAGCAGGGAAUGUACUUCAACCAACAACAGGCCCAGAAUCAAUCUGGACCCGCUGGUUCCCAGAGCGAUACCUACUGCUCGGUAUCUCAAUCGCAAACCAUCAAUUUCACCCAGCAAAGUCUCAGGCAAAGGGCUGCCGCUACCGGGGGAGUUUCACAACCUGGAGGUGCCGCUGGGGCGAGAGGUCAUCCUCAGCAGGUACCACCCAGUCAGGUUGAUCAUCAACACGCGAAACUCCUCCAGCAGCAACAAAUGCUGCGCGCACAACAGGUGAUGCAACAGCAGCACAUGGCCGGUGGAAUGGGUGGCGUUAGGCCUCCACCACCCGAGUACAAGGCAGCUCAGGCCCAGAUGAUGCACGCCGGCAUCGGGAUGGGCGGUCAGGCGAGGUUUCCUACUGCUGGACCUAUGCGAAGAGUAGCUCAGCAACCAAUGCCUCCAUCGGGCCCGAUGAUGAGGCCGCAAAUGGCUCAGCAGCAACAGCAGCAGGCCCUCCACGCCGCCGGAGGAAACAUGUACAUGGGCGGCGGAGGCAUGGCUUCCAUAAGCGGUAUGCACCAGAUGCACCAACGGCUCGGUUACCCCAGGACGAACAAUCAGCGGCCGCCGAACGUCAGCGUCGGUCCUCCCGACGGUCUUGGGAACAGCAUAGCUGGUCGCGGAGCGCAGCCGGAAUGGCGACACAUCCUGCAGAUGCACCAGCAGCAGGGUUUCCAGGCGCAAAUGCGACCCCAAUUCAACCAGCAGGGUCACCAAGCUGGCUUUGGAAUGGGCGGUGCCGGUGGAAUGCAGAUGAGUGCUGCUCAGAUGCAGCAUCAGCAGCUAAUCAGGUCGCAGAGCGGAGGUAUGGCCGGUGGUGGCAUGCCAAAUAGCACUCAGAUGCAGCAAAUACUAUCCCAGCAGCACCAGCAGCAGAGUCUCGCGAUGCAGCAAAGCAACAACCAAAUGUCCGUACAGAUGCAGAUGUCCCAGUCGACCUCUGUGAAUUCUGUCAGCAGUGCCGGCACAGGCUCUCCUCUUCACCCGCAUCAACAAUACGGUUCUGGUAGUCCGGGAGUGCGGAGUUUGCCUCAGCAGCAACAGCAGCAGCAACAGCCGCAACAGCAACAGCAAUCUCAGCCUCCUCCGGCGCCGCAGGACUCGUCCGUUGCAACGGAUUUCAGUCUCGAAUUCCUUGAGAAUCUUCCCACGGGAGACACAUCCAAUUUUAGUGCCCAAGAACUCCUCAAUUCUCUAGAUUCCACGGCCGGGUUCCAAGGUUUCAACCUUGAUAUUUUGUAAGGACGACGGUGAGACUGUCGCUCUGUUUUGACUCUUGCUGAAAAGUGUUAAUUUAAAUAAUUACAAAACUCGAAGCUGGAACGGCCGAUCGUCGCCCUCUCAUCGUGUCAGUAAGAACGUCUCUCCUUGAGGCCGCGGAAAUGGCUUUUACGCGACAGACGUUGAUCCUGCUGAGACGGCGCGACGCGGGCAGCGAAAAUUGCCCGAAAAAUAGUCAGAAGCGAGAGGUAAUCAGGUCUGAAAUCUCUAUGCCGGAUCGAUCGAUCUCUGGGGAGGAAGGGAAGAGGACAGCCGCGGGUGAUUCUUUACCUCGAAAUCCGUUUGUUGCCAAUCUUUAUCUCGACCUCCGUUCUCCCAUUUUCACUCUUUAUACCUUUACGAAUGUAUUAUUAUUAUUAUUUUUAUUUUUAUACUGAGCCAAUUGAAAAAGUUAACGAAUAAUGAAAAUUCGUCGGACGUUGUAAUCUCCGUAGAAAGAAAAUACGUAGUUUGUCGUUAUACAUAUUAGAUAAUAUUGUUACGAAUCUCAAACCGUGACGACUGGGGACAGUUCGUUUUCGCACGUUCUAGUAGCGCCAAACUCCGAUUUCUCGGAAUCCUUUUAUUAUUUUUAUUCAUUUUUUUUUUCAUCCGAAUCCUUGUUAUCCUCGAUUCGAAUAUCGCCAGGUGUGAUUAUGGACUUGAAACGAUAAUAAAACUAAUGAG